Darwinula stevensoni is the source of this 1011-nucleotide messenger RNA. The record is from the annotation of a GenBank genome assembly. NCBI's taxonomy places the organism in Eukaryota, Metazoa, Arthropoda, Ostracoda, Podocopida, Darwinulidae.
AUGUCCAGCCCAACUGUCUUUGCGAAGCACUUCUCCCGCGUCGAAUACACCAUAUGGCGAGAAUGGCAGUGGAGGUUUGCUGCGCUGAACAUGCCAUACGGCGUGAACGGCAGUCAAAGGGAUAGCCGAACAGGGACUUUCACAAAGCUUCUCACAACAGUCACUGACUCUUGCCUGCGCCUGUCAGAGACGCUCAUGAAUCAAUUCCAUAGACAACUUGUGUUCGAAGAUACCAAACCCACGAUGCUGAUUGAAGUUUAUGGACAAAAGAAGGGAAAUAAUGAAAUCAAAUUCCCCAGUAAGGACAGCAAGACGUAUUUGAAGUUGCCAAGAACGUUCGAAAGCGACCUCCAAGGGGACAAUUACUCCUAUGUUGGGGUUUUAUAUGACAUUCGGGAGAUAAACGAACUGUUGCCUGGACACCAAAACGCGUUUGGAGAAGAGAAGACCGUGAAUUCGAAAAUUGUUAGCUUCGCAAUUAAAGUCAACGAGACCUUCAACUUGAGGAAUCCCGUCACUCUCAUACUGGAAAAUACGGAUCCGCCCCAAGACCCACCGUAUAAGGAAAUAUGGAGAUAUCUUCAUGAGGGAGAACAACCAACAUUUGUUCCCCUAAGUCAACGCUGCAGCUUUUGGAACUUUUCUGAACAAGGCAGGGAUCAAUGGGACACGAGAGGCUGUCGUGAAGUGUCAUCUAGCAGGGAUCAGACGGUGUGUGAAUGCAGCCAUCUCACCAAUUUCGGAGUUCUCAUGGACCUCCAUGGAUAUGUCAUAGGUUGCACCAUCUCAGGGAUCUUUCUCCACUUCAUAUUCCUAUGUGCCUUCAUGUGGAUGGCCAUGGAGGGUCUUUUCAUCUAUCGUCAACUUGUCCUGGUAUUUCCAAGCAGUUCCAAUCUCUCCACUCGGGCGUAUUUCAUCAUCGGUUACGGGGUUCCUUCCGGGAUCGUCGGCAUCACUGCUGCGGUGUCAUUCGGCACUGAUUCAUGCGGAUAUGGUUCUGGAGAAUUGUGA